This is a messenger RNA of Suillus paluster, 1167 nucleotides long. RefSeq lists its product as uncharacterized. NCBI's taxonomy places the organism in Eukaryota, Fungi, Basidiomycota, Agaricomycetes, Boletales, Suillaceae. The record is from RefSeq and is a predicted model, not a curated record. The coding region runs from base 112 to 1128 and encodes 338 amino acids. The transcript is spliced from 7 exons.
ACGUUUGAUCCGAUUGCCCCGGAUUUUUGUUGUAAUGAUUUUCGACAUGAAAGACGUAUACAUGGAGCUGGUCAAAGUGUCCACACCCUUGUACAUCCCCACAUCACCGACAUGACUUCAAGAGGCAUCCCGCUGGAUACGGUUGCUAUAAUGUCAACAGCGCUGGAAAGCAUUUUAUACGGGUUCUCGGUCCUCAUGUUUAUGGGUACCAUCUGGGUUCUAACCUACAAACGUCGCAUGCGGGACGUCAAUCGCCUAAGCGCUGCAGUAUCCAUCCUGCUGUUGCUACUGAGUACAGCACACGUAGUCGUAGACAUCAUUCGUCUUGAUUAUGGAUUGGUGAAGUAUCGUGACACGUUCCCAGCCGGGCCAUCAGCGUUUUUCGCAGAUGUUGCCGAGCAAACGUAUAUGAUCAAGAAUGCGAUAUACAUAUUGCACACUCUACUUGGUGAUGGAGUUGUGAUAUAUCGUUGCUAUAUUGUUUGGCAAUCUAUCCGAAUCAUCAUCCUACCAAGUAUGCUGUGGUGCUGUGGCGCAUUGACUGGUUUUUCUGCAGUCUACAGCGUUUCGCAAGCCACUAGUGACGCCGGAAACAUCUUCACAAAAGCGACUGGACAGUCUUUCUUUGCCUUGACACUUUCAACCAAUUUAAUAAGUUCAGGGUUACUUGCAUAUCGUAUCUGGACGGUCGAACGCAAUGUCUCCACAUUACGCACUUCGAACAGGACUUUGACGCCCAUAUUGCGCGUGCUUGUGGAUGCCGCUAUUUUGUAUUCUGUGGUGCUCUUCCCCACACUUAUUUGUUUCGUCCGUUCGAACAAUGGGCAGUAUGUUAUGCUGGACAUGCUCGUGCCGAUCAUCUCAAUUGCCUUCUACAUGGUGCUUAUUCGCGUCGCCAUCAGUCAAAAUACAAAUACUUCCAGUUACCUCUCGGCUGUCCAUGGAGAGAUAUCCGGUGGAAUGGUACGAGGAGACUCGCGACAAUAUCCUAUGGAGCCUUUGCAGGUUCAUAUAUCCCAGUUUACGCACAAUGAUGGUACCUCGAUACACAGCAUACGGAACCAUGACCUACCAUCAACACACAAGGUGGAGUGUGUAGAAGACGCAUCUUCAGGUCGUGACGUGUAAUCUGUUGUAAUAUUCAUCAUGUUUUUUCUGGCAGAUUGU